UGGUAGCGAUAAAGGAUAUUAUAUUCUAAAUAAACUAUUUCUAUUUGGUUGUUAAUUUAUUAAGUUCGAUGUCCUACAAACUGAACAGCGAUUUUGAUGAUCAGGACAUCUCUUUUGCUCUCAUUUUAUCCUGUCGUUUAUAAUUAUUAAUAACCAGCAACAGCCAAAAAUAUGUUUUAAAAGGACAUGCUACCUGACAGAUCU
Molecule: messenger RNA, 204 nt
Organism: Paramecium octaurelia
Lineage: Eukaryota; Ciliophora; Oligohymenophorea; Peniculida; Parameciidae
Source: the annotation of a GenBank genome assembly